This is a messenger RNA of Yarrowia lipolytica CLIB122, 2940 nucleotides long. RefSeq lists its product as uncharacterized. Lineage: Eukaryota; Fungi; Ascomycota; Dipodascomycetes; Dipodascales. Gene Ontology annotation, cellular component: proteasome complex; proteasome storage granule; proteasome regulatory particle, base subcomplex. Gene Ontology annotation, biological process: regulation of protein catabolic process; proteasome-mediated ubiquitin-dependent protein catabolic process. The record is from RefSeq and is a predicted model, not a curated record. Gene Ontology annotation, molecular function: enzyme regulator activity.
AUGGCUGCCAAGGACGUGACUAAUAAGCCGAGCGACAAGUCGGCUGAGAAGACCGUCGACAAGACCGCCCCCAACGACAAGAACAAAAAACCAGCCCGAAAGGAUGAAGAGGAGCUGUCUGAGGAGGACGAGAAGCUCAAGUCGGAGCUGGAGAUGCUGGUUGAGCGUCUGACCGAGAAGGACGAGUCUCUGUACGAGCCCUCGCUCGAGGCUCUCAAAAACUUCAUUCGAACCUCGACCUCGUCCAUGACCGCUGUGCCCAAGCCUCUCAAGUUUCUGCGGCCCCACUACCCCCAGCUUGCUGAGCUCUACGACACCUGGACCGAUGCCAAACACAAGCAGCAGCUCGCAGACGUGCUUUCCGUCCUCGCAAUGACCUACUCCGGCGACGGCAAGCGAGAUGCACUCAAAUUCCGACUCAAGUCGACCACCGACGAUCUGGGAUCUUGGGGACACGAGUAUGUUCGCCACCUUGCUCUGGAAAUCGGCCAGGAGUAUCAAUUGCAGCAGGUUGAGACCAGCGACGAUGCCAAGGAGGGCGUAACUCUGGACACCCCCAAUUCUGGUGUUGGAUCGCUCACCGACGUACGAAACCUGGGCAUCAAGCUGGUACCCUUUUUCCUCAAACACAACGCCGAAGCCGACGCCGUGGACUUGUUGCUGGAGAUUGAGGCCGUCGAGCAUCUACCUAAAUUCGUUGACGAAACCACAUACGCCCGUGUUUGCCAUUACAUGGUCGCCUGUGUGCCCCUGCUGGCACCCCCAGAUGACGUGGCCUUCCUACACACCGCUUAUGCUAUCUACCUGGCCCACCGCCAGCUGACCCAGGCUCUGGCCCUGGCGAUCCGUCUGGAUGACAUGGAGCUCAUUAAAUCGGUUAUGGAUGCUGCCAGUGGCGACGAUUUGCUGCAGAAGCAGCUGGCGUUCAUUCUAGCUCGACAAAAGUGCUACUUUGAUGUGGCUGACGAGGGCGUACAGGAGUGCAUGUCCAACGCCCUGCUGGCUGACCACUUCCGAUACCUCACUAAGGAGCUCAACCUGCUGGAGCCAAAGGUUCCAGAAGACAUCUACAAGAGCCACCUGGAGAACUCAAGAGACAUCAUCAUGUCGGGGGCCUUUGACUCUGCCAAGCAGAACCUGGCUGCGUCGUUCGUCAAUGCCUUUGUCAAUUGUGCUUACUCGGCAGACCGUCUGCUGACCAAUGGAGGUGCUGAGGAUGAUGGAGACGCUACUGCUGGAGGAGCAUCUGGUGCCUGGAUCUACAAGACCAAGCUCGCUGGAAUGUACUCCACCACAGCCUCUCUGGGAUCUCUGUUCCAGUGGGAUCUCAGUCGAGGUCUGCAGCAACUCGACAAGUACGCCUACUCUUCCGAGCCCCAGAUCAAGGCUGGAGCUCUUCUGGGUAUGGGUAUUGUCACUGCUGGUGUCUACGACGAGACAGACGCUGCUGUCGCUCUUCUUGCCGACCACAUCACCGAGGAGCCCUCAGCUGAGAACAACAACGGCAACGCAUACAACUUGAACCAGCUUUCUGCUGUGAUGGGUCUGGGUGUUGCAUACGCCGGAUCUCGACGGACAGAUCUUCUGGAUAUGCUCCUGCCUUUGGUUCAGGACACUGACACCUCCAUGAAGACCUCUGCCAUGGCUGCUCUUGCUCUGGGACACAUCUUCGUCGGCUCUGCUAACGGAGACGUCGUUUCUGCUCUGUUGGGAUCUCUGCUUGAGCGAGAUGCCAUCCAGCUGUCUGACAAGUGGGCCCGAUUCAUGGCUCUGGGUCUUGCUCUUUUGUUUAUUGGCAAGUACGAGGAGAUUGAGGAGGCAGUUGAGACUGUUCGAGCCAUUGACCAUCCUCUGGGCCGAAUCUGCGAGACUCUCAUCACUGUGUGUGCCUACGCCGGUACUGGUAACGUUCUGCAGAUCCAGAAGUUGCUGCAUGACUGUGUUGGAGAGAAUGUUACUGAGGGAGAGGCUGACGGAGAAGGCGAUGGUGAAGGUGAGGGUGCUGAGGGUGCUGUUGCUACCGCUGAGGGUGCUGAGGGUGCUGCGGAUGCUGCUGACGCCAUUGACGCUACCGCCGAAGCCGUCGCCGCCGAAGGAGAGGCUGCUGCUGAUGCUACACAGGAGGUGGACUCGGAAGAGGCCUCUUCUCACCAGGCAUACUCUGUUCUUGGUCUGGCCAUUGUUGCAAUGGGUGAGGAAAUUGGCCAGGAGAUGGUUCUCCGACACUUUGGUCAUCUCAUGCACUACGGCGAUGCCCAGGUGAAGCGAGCUGUUCCUCUUGCCAUGGGUCUGGUGUCUGCUUCCAACGCACAGAUGCGUGUGUUUGACACCUUGUCGCGAUACUCACAUGACGCCGAUAUGGAGGUUGCUCUGAAUUCCAUCUUCUCCAUGGGUCUGGUGGGAGCGGGAACUAACAACGCCCGUCUGGCCCAGCUGCUCCGACAGCUCGCCUCCUACUACUCUAAGGAUCCCGACGGACUUUUCACCGUCCGAAUCGCCCAGGGUCUGCUCUAUCUGGGUAAGGGUACUCUUACUGUGUCUCCUUUCCAUACCGAUCGACAGAUUCUGUCCAAGGUGUCUCUGGCAUCGCUGGUUACCCUUCUGGUGACCAUGAUCGACCCCAAGUCGUUCAUCCUAGCCGACAACCACUGGAUGCUCUUCUGGCUCACUAACGCCAUUCGUCCCCGCAUGCUCAUCACUCUGGACGAGAAGCUGGAGCCUAUCAAGGUGCCCGUGCGAGUCGGACAGGCUGUGGAUACAGUCGGUCAGGCCGGAAAGCCCAAGACCAUCACCGGCUGGGUCACUCAUAGCACUCCCGUGUUGCUGAGUCAUGGCGAGCGAGCCGAGCUGGAGGACGACGAGUACAUUCCUCUGGCCUCGUCUCUGGAGGGCGUUGUCAUUCUCAAGAAGAACCCCGACAGAAUGGAUGAGAGCAGUUAG